CUAACUGAAAACUGCUUCCACCAUCGUCAACAUUUAUUCCUGCAACAACAAGCUACUCUAUAUAUUUUGCUGCUGCAUUUACCUUCAAAACGCAAAAAGCACAAUUCUAAUUUCUAAAUAUAUUUCGGAGAAAGCAAUAUAACCCAGACGGGUGCAGCACUGAAACAUGGCAACCCUUGCAUUGACAGCCUUUUUUCUGCUAUUCAUUUGGAACAUGGCGGCCACUUCAGAUGGGGCCUAUGACUAUGAUACCUCUAGCUAUACACAGUGUGAAAUAUACCCAGCAGCACCUCUGUACAAUGGAGGCAUACUUAUUAAUCCCAGUUUUGAAGAUGGAACCCACGGCUGGACUGAGUUAAUUGGGAAUUCAAAGUUGCAUAUAGAGACUCAAAAUAAUGGCAACAAGUAUAUUGUGGCAUCUAAUCGCCAAAUGACCUAUCAUUCCCCAUCACAGAAACUGCAAAAUCUUAGCCAAGAUGCAAAGUACACCCUUUCAGCGUGGGUGCAGAUCAGGGGAGCUGUAAACUCUGCUUUGGUGAAAGCAAGUGUGUCCAUGGAUGGUAAAACUUACAUUAGUGCUGGAAAUAUAAUGGCUAAAAAUGGAUGCUGGUCUUUCCUAAAGGGUGGUUUCGUUCCAGACUGGUCUCCCACUCAUUCUAAGCUCUACUUUGAGAGCAGCAAUAAGCAUGUUGAUAUCUUAGUUGAUAGCGUCUCCCUCCAACCGUUUACAGAUGAGCAAUGGCGUCUACAGCAAGAAGAAAGAAUUAGAACAAAAAGAAUGGGAAUAGUGAUUGUUCAUGUCACAGACGUUCAUGGCAACACGCUGGAAAAAGCCAACGUGGCAGUCAAGCAGAAAUCAAGGAGGUUUCCGUUGGGUUCUGCCAUAGCUCAGACCAUUCUUGGAAACGAACCGUACCAGAGAUGGUUUAAGAAGAGAUUCAACACUGCUGUAUUUGAAAACGAGUUAAAAUGGUACUUUACAGAGCCCCAACAGGGGAACCUCGAUUACAAGUUUGCAGACAAGAUGUUAGCCUGGUGCAAUGCAAACGGCAUUAAUGUUCGAGGGCACAAUAUUUUCUGGGAGGAUCCAAAAUAUAUCCCCUCCUGGGUUACCAAACUGAACAAUGAGGAAUUGCAGAAAGCAGUAAAUUAUAGAAUAAAAUCUGUGGUGGGCAGAUAUGCAGGAAAGUUUAUUAACUGGGACGUUAGCAAUGAGAUGCUGCAUUUCUCAUUUUACGAGGAUAGACUUGGCCCCAACGCUUCAUAUACCUUCUAUUUGGCAGCCCAGAGGCUCGACCCCCGGACACCCAUGUUCAUGAAUGACUAUAAUAUCAUCGAGACCAGUCAGGACCCUAACUCUACUGUAGAUGAAUACAUUGAAAUGCUUCGCAAGAUUAAACACUCUGGAAGAGUUAUGGAAGGAAUUGGACUUGAAAGCCAUUUCAGCAAACCAAAUUUACCAUACAUGAGAGCCGUUUUGGACAAAUUGGGCACUCUUGGCUUACCCAUUUGGCUUACAGAAGUUGAUGUUAACAGCAAUUUCGAUCAUCAAACACAGGCCACAUAUCUAGAGGAGAUAUUGAGAGAAGGAUUUGCUCAUCCUGCAGUGGAAGGAAUAGUAAUGUGGACUGCUCUUCACCCAUAUGGGUGCUAUAGAAUGUGUUUAACAGACUACAACAUGAGGAAUUUGCCAGCAGGAGAAACGGUUGACAGAUUACUAUUCCAGGAUUGGAUGACCAGUGUGCGAGGUGAGACCGAUAAAAAUGGUUCCAUCAACUUUCAAGGAUUUUUUGGGGAUUAUGACUUGUCUGUCUCUCUUAACGGGAAAACUGCUACACAAGCCAUGUCUGUAUAUCAAGGUGACGGAAUACAGCAUCUCUAUAUUCAGAUUUAGACUAAAUAACAUUGCUCUAUUCCCCCCACUUUUUUUUUUUUUUUUUGAGGUAUGGAGGUGAAAUAUUGCCCAUUUGUGAUGUUGGGUAGCUGUUGAUAUUGUAAUUAGUUUUACAAAGCACUGGAUUUAUGUAAUACGGUUGAGUUACUUUCAAGGUAUUGAGUGGAAGGAACUACUAGAUAAGGAUCUUUGUAGAUCAAAUUUAUAAUCAUAUUGGAUCAGCAAAGAAAUAAAUCUGCAAUCACAGUAAUUGUAACUGAUUGUUUGUCAUGUGACAGUUUCAACUAGUGAUGGAAUAAGUAGCAGCUAUGUAAAAGAAUUGUAGAUCAUGAGAUAAAAUAUAGGUAGUGUUUAUGAGGUUUU
This is a messenger RNA of Cryptomeria japonica (Japanese cedar), 2257 nucleotides long. RefSeq names its product endo-1,4-beta-xylanase 5. Bases 167 to 1894 code for a protein of 575 amino acids. The record is from RefSeq and is a predicted model, not a curated record. Gene Ontology annotation, biological process: carbohydrate metabolic process. Lineage: Eukaryota; Viridiplantae; Streptophyta; Pinopsida; Cupressales; Cupressaceae. Gene Ontology annotation, molecular function: hydrolase activity, hydrolyzing O-glycosyl compounds. The transcript has 9 exons.